AUGGCUUGGAAUGGUGGUAACAUGCAUAAACUAAAGUCGUCGCAGAAGGAAAAAGUGAAGCAGUUCGUCGCUUUCACCCAGACAGGCGAAAAAACAGCAGUUUAUUGCCUUGCACAACAUGACUGGAAGCUGGAUGUCGCUUCCGAUAAUUAUUUUCAAAAUCCGGAUCUUUAUUUUCGAGAACCAAAACUUGCAGUAGAUAAGAAACGACUAGAACACCUGUACAAUAGAUAUAAGGACCCUCAGGAACCUGACAAAAUUACAGUUGAUGGUAUCAUGAGGCUUUUAGAUGAUCUCUGUCUUAAUCCUGAAAGUAGAUUGGUCUUAAUCAUGGCAUGGAAGUUCAAAGCAGCUACUCAGUGUGAAUUUACAAAAGAAGAAUUUACGAGUGGCAUGACAGAACUGGGGUGUGACUCAAUAGAGAAACUGAAGAGUAGACUUCCAACUUUAGAAACAGAACUGAAAGAUCAUCUUAAAUUCAAAGACUUCUAUAAUUUCACUUUUAAUUAUGCUAAAAAUCCAGGUCAGAAAGGUUUGGAUUUAGACAUGGCUCUAGCCUACUGGAAUAUUGUACUUUCUGGAAGGUUUAAGUUCCUUGAUCUCUGGUGUCACUUUUUACAAGAACACCACAAAAGAGCUAUUCCCAAAGACACAUGGAAUCUUUUACUUGACUUUAGUACUAUGAUUGAUGAUGAAAUGAGCAACUAUGAUGAAGAAGGGGCAUGGCCUGUACUUAUAGAUGAUUUUGUGGAAUGGGCUCAACCUCAGAUAGAAGCUAGAAAAUGUACACAAGUAUGAAGUGGAAGUUAGAAGCCAAGUAAUAGUAAGUCAUACCAGGAUAAAACUAAAUCAGUCAACAUUGUAUCCUGAUAUGAAAUAUUGGAGAAUACACCCAAUCAUCUUGUACAUAUUUCAUUAUGCAUAUUUGCAUAUUUUGUAGAAACAGUAAUGAACUGUUAGGUUUGUUUGUCAUAGCUGGAUUUUUAAUAUUAUAUUUUCUGGGUUUUUAGCCCCAUUUCUGUGUAUAUAUAAUAUUUACACAGCUUUUUAACUCUAAAUUUCACAAGAAAUAAAGUAAAAUUCAGGUUCUUUGCUACAAAAGCCAGAAGAUUAACCCUCUCUGGACCAGUGAGUAUCUUUCAGGUAUUGAGGGCAUACCUGUUAAUCAAAUUUCAAACUUCGAGUAAAAAUAAUAACUCUCACUCUGUUUCAACAAUUUUUUACUCAGAGAUAUUUUAGAAUUGAUAUUUUUUCAUUUUGUAACAUUUUGUAGUGAAAUUCAGAAAGACAAAUUUCUAACUUAAUUUCUGCAUAGUUUUGAGAAAAAAGCUUUGCUUGUAAACAAUAUGCUUGUCAAUUUUUUAGAAUGUUUCUGUUCGUCCCAAAACAUGGGUUUAUAUUGUUUACAGAAUUGCCAUCACUUGAGAAUACAAUUUUCAUGGGUUUGAUUCUCAUGCUAUUUUCCUUCUCUUUGAAAGAUUUUUUUUUUAUUAGGGCUGUCUGUUUUACCACUCUUUUAAGACCUUUCACUGUGUGAUCUGAACAAGUACUAUAAAUGUAGCUCUACUUUUAAAUAGCUAAAGGCAAGGUUUAAUUACCAUUGUAUAGAGUAGAUAAUAAACUAUUAAUUUUAGUGCAGAGUGAAUGAAAUGGUAUAAGAAGUAAUUUAUGGUUUUGUGGGAAAGUGACAUGACGUAAUACAGGCAGAGAAGUACAUUGGAAUCUUAUGGGAAGUUUAGAAGAAUUUGGAACAAACUAUAGUUCUGGAAAUAUUUACAGUUUCUUUAUAUGUUAAAAUAUAAUUAUUUGAAAGCACCUGAAUUUUUUUUCCGUGACAAAACAUCAGGUAAGCCUUAUUAGGUUUAGAGAGUACUGUGGAUGACAGCAAAAUAUUCCAGUGACUCAAAUAAUUUUUUUUAAAUAUUAUAGUUAAGUUUAUUAUA
Molecule: messenger RNA, 1943 nt
Organism: Limulus polyphemus (Atlantic horseshoe crab)
Lineage: Eukaryota; Metazoa; Arthropoda; Merostomata; Xiphosura; Limulidae
Product: DCN1-like protein 1
Exons: 7
Coding region: 1-798 (265 amino acids)
Biological process (GO): protein neddylation; positive regulation of ubiquitin-protein transferase activity
Cellular component (GO): ubiquitin ligase complex
Molecular function (GO): ubiquitin-like protein binding; ubiquitin conjugating enzyme binding; cullin family protein binding
Source: RefSeq, a predicted model, not a curated record